UUGUACCAAAAAAAAAAACAAUUUGCGAUAAAAAAAAUGUAAUUUAGAUAUUUUCAAUAAAUCAUUUAAAAAUGAGACAACUCUUUCACAAGACGUGAAGAAGACUAGAACAUAGACAGCCUGUCAGAUUAAAAUCUGAAUGAAGAAAUAAAAACAAAAACAAGAAGAAGAAGAAACAGAGCAAGAAGAAGGACACACAGCCAUGGAAGAAUCAGAACAAGUUCUUCCUCUACUAACAAAAGUCAAAGAUCUGACAAACCCAUCACCAGCCUCAUCAUCUUCAUCAUGCGAAACCAGAGAGGAAGCAGAAGUUCUCUGUUUACCAAUCUCCAGCAACGAGGAAGGAGAAGAAGAAGAGAACUCUCCAAUACGAGAAGUAGCACUCACCGUUCCGACAACAGAUGACCCUUCAUUACCUGUGCUAACAUUCCGCAUGUGGGUCUUAGGAACUCUUUCGUGUAUCCUCUUGUCCUUUCUCAAUCAGUUUUUCUGGUACAGAAGAGAGCCUCUCUCAAUCUCCGCCAUCUCUGCCCAAAUCGCCGUCGUGCCUCUUGGUCGUCUCAUGGCGGCAAAAAUCUCCGACAGAGUCUUCCUCCAAGGGUCAAAAUGUGAAUUCACGUUGAAUCCAGGUCCAUUUAAUGUGAAAGAGCAUGUGUUGAUCACUAUUUUCGCUAACGCCGGAGCUGGAUCUGUUUACGCCAUUCACGUCGUCACCGUUGUGAAGGCGUUUUAUAUGAAAAACAUAACCUUCUUUGUCUCUUUCAUUGUUAUCGUUACCACCCAAGUUUUAGGGUUUGGUUGGGCCGGAAUAUUCAGGAAAUACCUGGUUGAACCGGCGGAGAUGUGGUGGCCGGCGAAUCUUGUUCAAGUUUCACUCUUUAGAGCGUUGCAUGAGAAAGAAGAACGUACAAAAGGCGGACUGACACGUACACAGUUCUUUGUGAUAGCAUUUGUCUGCAGUUUCGCAUAUUAUGUGUUUCCGGGAUACUUAUUUCAGAUGUUGACGUCAUUGUCGUGGGUUUGCUGGUUCUUUCCAACAUCAGUCAUGGCCCAACAGAUCGGGUCGGGUCUCCACGGCCUAGGUGUUGGAGCCAUAGGACUCGACUGGUCAACCAUUUCCUCUUAUUUGGGUAGUCCACUUGCUAGUCCAUGGUUCGCGACAGCUAAUGUGGGUGUAGGAUUUGUGCUGGCGAUAUACGUCGUGGUACCGAUAUGCUAUUGGCUUGAUGUGUUUAAGGCCAAAACCUUCCCUUUAUAUUCGAGCUCUCUUUUCACAAGCGAAGGUUCCAAGUACAAUAUCACAUCCAUUAUAGACUCUAAAUUCCACCUUGACCUUCAAGCUUACGAGCGUGAAGGCCCUUUGUAUCUUAGUACUUUCUUCGCCAUUAGUUACGGUAUUGGCUUUGCCGCUCUAAGCGCUACCAUCGUGCACGUUGCUCUCUUCCAUGGAAGGGAGAUAUGGGAGCAAAGCAAACAGAGUUUUAAAGAAAAGAAAAUAGACAUACACACGAGGCUGAUGAGAAGGUACAAAGAAGUCCCGGAGUGGUGGUUUUGGUGUAUUCUCGCUAUGAAUAUUAGCGUCACAAUCUUUGCUUGUGAAUAUUACAUAGACCAACUUCAGUUACCAUGGUGGGGUGUUCUCUUGGCAUGUACAGUCGCCAUUAUCUUUACACUUCCUAUUGGUAUCCUCACCGCUAUCACCAACCAGGCUCCAGGAUUGAACGUUAUUACAGAAUAUAUCAUAGGAUAUAUCUAUCCAGGAUACCCAGUCGCAAAUAUGUGCUUUAAAGUAUAUGGAUACAUAAGCAUGAAGCAAGCCGUCUUAUUUCUUCAAGACUUCAAACUUGGUCACUACAUGAAGAUUCCACCUAGAAAUAUGUUCAUGGCACAGAUCGUUGGAACACUUUUAUCAUGUUUGGUGUACCUCGUAACGGCUUGGUGGCUAAUGGAGACCAUCCCCAACUUAUGUGAUUCAAUUUCUAACUCGGUUUGGACAUGUCCAAGCGAUAAAGUCUUCUACGAUGCAUCUGUGAUAUGGGGACUUAUAGGACCACGUAGAAUAUUUGGAGAUCUUGGUUUAUACAAAUCUGUUAACUGGUUCUUCCUCGUGGGAGCUAUUGCUCCAGUUCUUGUAUGGUUAGCCUCAAGGAUGUUCCCCAGACAGCAGUGGAUCAAGCUUAUAAACAUGCCAGUUCUUAUUAGUGCAAUCAGCUCGAUGCCACCCGCAACAGCUGUGAACUACACAACAUGGCUUCUUGCCGGAUUCUUAUCUGGAUUUGUUGUGUUUAGAUACAGACCACAUCUAUGGCAGAGGUAUAAUUAUGUUUUGUCAGGAGCAUUGGAUGCUGGAUUAGCAUUUAUGGGUGUUUUGCUUUAUAUGUGUUUGGGACUUGAGAAUGUGAGUUUGGAAUGGUGGGGAAAUGAGCUUGAUGGUUGCCCUUUGGCCUCGUGUCCAACCGCUGCUAAUAUCAUUGUUGAUGGCUGCCCACUUUAUACGUAAAAGCGUUUGCGGCUCAGUUCAGUUGGGAAAUGGCGGAGGCCGUUGCGAUGCUAAAGUUUGGCUGGUGCAUUUGGUGCAUACGUUUCCUUCUCUCAUUUACAUUGUGAGAGUAUUGUGUAUAAAUUGGAAAGUAUUCAACAGUUUGGUUUGAUUUUUAUUCUGUUAUUUGUUUUUGACCAUGUUGUAGGAGAAACUACAACUGUUAAAAGUUAUAAGUUAGAAUACCUAAAA
Molecule: messenger RNA, 2731 nt
Organism: Brassica napus (rape)
Lineage: Eukaryota; Viridiplantae; Streptophyta; Magnoliopsida; Brassicales; Brassicaceae
Product: oligopeptide transporter 7-like
Exons: 9
Coding region: 203-2500 (765 amino acids)
Biological process (GO): transmembrane transport
Molecular function (GO): oligopeptide transmembrane transporter activity
Source: RefSeq, a predicted model, not a curated record